CUCCAGUUCUCGAACCAAUCGGAGCUUCCAGAUGCUAAUCAGCAGCUGCAACUGGUUCUUGAAGAAAAAGCUCAUUUAAUGGCACAGAUGAAUGAACUUUCAAAAUCACAGCAGCUGCUACUUGUUGAGCGAGAUCAAUAUGCCCACAAGCUGGUGGAGGAGGGCAGUGUUUGGCAGCAGAAAGUUCAGCAGCUGGCACAACAAAUAAAUGCACUUUCAGAGGAGAGGGAGAAGAAUCUCAGCCAUGUGCAGGAGCUAGAGGCCUCGUUGACUGAUCUCCAAAAGAGAUCAGCACAACAGAGUGAGGUCGGUGAAAUCCACACCACUCCAGAGCCCAAAGGUCCCACAGAGCAAGAGCAACUACUAGAGGAGAGCAUUCAAUCCCUGCAACAGGAGAAGGAGGAAUUGUAUUCUCAGUACCAGGCACAGGUUUGUGACAAUGAGCAGCUGAGUCAUUUGAACCUGGAGCUGGAAGAGAGACUACAGGAACUGGAGAGGACAGUGGAACGUUACAAUGACAAUUCUGUAGACCGAAAGCAACUGUUGGAAAACAUGCAGAGUGACAAGGCUACAAUAAGCAGGGCACUGACACAGAACCGUGAGCUCAAGGAACAGCUAGCAGAGCUUCAAAAUGCAUUUGUCAAACUUACUAAUGAGAACAUGGAACUCACCAAUGCAUUGCAGUCAGAACAGUAUGUAAAGAAGGAGCUGGCUAAGAAAGUUGGACGUAUGCAUGAGGACGUGGCAGAUUUGGAAGAAAAGCUUGAGAUAAAGUCGCAGGAAGCUCAGGCCAUGCAGGGAGAGAGGAAUGAGAUCUGUACUCACCUACAACAGUACAUUGCGGGUUACCAGCAGCUGGUGGCUGAGCGAGAACAGUUUCAGAAACAGAUCCAGCAGGCACAAUUCAUGAACAGUUUGCAGCACGAGGAGGCACAAGAGGGACUGCAAAAUGAGUUGCAACCGAAGAAUCACCAGGUGACAAAGGAGCAACUGGAGCUGUUGAAUGAUGAAAACAAAGGUCUGAAGUCAAUGAUCAGCAGACUAUCAGCAGAUCUGAGCAAGAUCAGUUCACAGCUUGGUGAAGAUGAUGGGUUGGAAGGUCAGCUCGUUCCCAUACAUGGAAAUCAGAAGACCCAUGUUACAAUGCCAGCAGAACUGGAAGGUCAAGAGGAGCUGAAUUUAACACUAAACCAAGAUCAGCUAACUCUGCAAAGCUUGGAAGCAUACCAGCAGCAUGAGAUGCUACUACCAGAAAUGUCAGCUCUGCUGGACAGACAAGAAGAACUGGGAGGAGAUGCAGACACAGUACCAACAAAUCUGUAUGAAGCCUUAAAAACUACGAUGGAUAAGCUGCAGGUUCAAUUAGCAAACCUGUUAGAGGAGAAGGUUGAUCUUAAGAAGAAAUUGGAGCAACUGGAGCAUUACUGUACCCAGCUGUCUGGGGAGACAGAUACAAUAGGUGAAUACAUUGCACUUUACCAAAAACAGAGAGCUAUACUCAAACACAGGCACAUGGUGAAAGAGGAGUACAUCUGCAAGCUGGCACAGGAUAAGGAGAAGUUGAGGAAAAAGUUAGGAGAAUUGCAGGAGCUUUCGUUGGAAUUGGCGGCUGAGAGAAAGAAAUGGUAUGAUAGAUAUGUUCGUUUCAUCAAACAGUCUAAGAUCCCAUUAACAUCUGAAAUGCGACAGGAUGUGCUGGAAGAAGAUCUGGUAUCAAGCAUUGAAGAUCUAGAAGAGAUACCCUUAGCAGAUGAUACUGAGUCCUCCAGCUCUUCACCUGAUUCCCGCUCUUCUAGCAGAGGCUUUGUUACAAAAUCAGGCUUACCCUCUGAAGACUACACUACAAAAAAGAUCAUAGAACUUACCGAAGAAAUCCAAAACCCACAGGCCCUACCAAGCUCAACCCUGACCUUUAUCAACUGCGUUCCCCUCUUCUACAGACUUGCUGAAAAUGGGUUAAUGAAGAUUGAGGUCGUCUAGAGAUCUGAUCCAGUCAAGCACAGGAAAUGCGAUAUUUCUUUGGGGGGUGGGAGAACGUUGUAAAAAGUUGUUUAGUUAAGGCUUUGAAAGGCUAAUUGAGUCAAUGUGCAACAUUGGUACACCACAAGGGACUUUUGAGAUUAGAGAAGCCAUGGUUGUACCAAGUACCAGUGUUAAUCUAGCAUGACCUCUAAUGACGCCUCAUCAAAACGGUUACCAUAAUUCUAAGUAGUUCCUUUAACAGCUGCUUUGAAACAGUUUACAAACAUAAUCAUUUAUCUUAUGGAUUUUUAAAAUCCUACUCUGGUAAAUUCAUCUCCUCCUUCCCAAAGAUAUGGGUUAUAAUGAUUUUCAAAUGAUAAUAAUAGGAUUGUCCUGAUUAGUAAGCAUUUGACUUGACUGCUUUUGUAGAUUACUCAAAGCUGUAUGGCAACUUAGUACAUUUCUGCUCCAAUCAGAAUUGUGAAAAUAAAUUAUACUUGAAGUAACACUUCCCACCAUUUUAUAUAUCAUGUGUUAAAAACAAAACUGUUUAUUUAAGCUGUUUAAAAAAAACAAGUUUGAGUUUUGAAAUGCAUUUGUAGAACUCCCUGAAAAUGGCCUAGUUUUUAAAGGCAGAGCCACUACAACCAUGUAAACCAAAGGAACUGGCUUGACCCUGAGGCCCUGUUGACUUUUGAUGUUCUUCUCCUAGGCCUUUAUGUGAAGAAUAAGACAUUUGGGCAAGGUCCUGAGGACUGUCAGUACCUGUUGAAACAUCACCUCAGCAAGUGUUGGCGCCUUCAAGGAAGGUGUCCUGCAAUUUCCUCUUACUCUUGUUUUCAGGAGGUGCAGAAAGAGGGGGAAGCUGCAGCACAUUGCACGGGGAGUCUUAGACUGGGGGAUAGGUUUUGCAGUCCAAAACCUUAGUAUUACAGUGAUUUGAUAAUUACAGUACAAAGAGGCCAUUCAAUAGGAUCAGCUUUACUAGUCGCUCCCCUCAUUCUAUAGCCCUUUUAGGUUAUGGCACCUCAAGGCCAUACUCAAUAUUUCUUAAAAUGCAGUGAUGAUUUAUGCCUGUACCACUGUUUUUGAGCAGUGAUUUCUGGACUCCUGUAAUCUCCAGGUGAAAGAAUUUCUUUUGGCACCCCUUUGAUCCUCCCAUCCAUUAAUUUAAAAUCUUUAAUUCCAUGACACCUGCCUAUUGUUGUUCUUACAGUGACAGGUGAAAAACAAACCAUAUCUAUUUGGGGACCUCAAUUUUAUACACUUCAAUUAACUUUUCUUCCUCUGUUCAAAAGGAAGCAAACCCGAUCUAUCCAAUCUUUCCUCAAACUAAAAAUCUCCGUUUCUGUCAGCAUCUUUGUGCAUCUCUUCUGUAUCUUCGUAAUUUUGAACACUUUCAGUAACUUGCUCUUCUGUUGGUCCAAGGUGAAGUCCUUCAACCAUUGAUCCACGUAAUUAAAUCUAUUCCCUAAUCCUUUAUCUUCUUUCAUAUUCUUCCCAAAGCGUGCUGCCCAGAAUUGGAUACACUACUCGUGUCGAGGCUGUACCAGUCUAUUAGUUAAGAUACUUCUGCUGCUCUCCUUACUUAAUUUAAACUUCUCAAAGUGCCUAUUACAUUUUUCCCUGAUUAUUGUUUCAAAAACCUUACCCACCACUGAAACUUAUGACAGGUCAUUUCUAACAUGUCCUAGACCCUUUCUUGACCAAGAGUGUUAACAUUUUGCCACUUGCCAAUCUUCUGUCACUAUCUGUAGUGGAAAUCAGGCUAUGUGAUUAUCUCCAGCCCCUUGCAUAAAUAUGUCAGUUUCUCUCUAUAUGGGAAGAUUGUGAAGGUAUUUCUUUACCUAUAAAUGGGCAGAAUGUGAAGAUGGGUCAUGGUUACCUUUUGUGGUCAGGUUAAAGUGCGCUAUGGCUACCUGUGUAUGGGGCAAAGUAAUGUGAAGGUGUCAAAUUUACUUGUACCUGGACAGAUUGCAAAGGUGUUGAGUUUACCUUCAUAUGGUCAGAUUGUGAAGAUGUGCCAUGGUCACUUGGUGCAUUUAAGGUGUGAAGUUUGCUUGUACCUGGACAGAUUGUGAAGCUUUUGAGCUUACCUGUGUAUGGUCAAAAGUGAAAAUGUUGUGUUUACCUGUAUAUGGUCAGAAUGUGAAGUUAUGGUUAGAUGAAUGUAGAUAGAUUGAGAGGGUGUGAAGUUGACCUGUAGAUGGUCAGAAUAUAAAAGUGUGCCUGUACUCUUCUCUGCAUAGAGGUAAAUAUGUCACAUCCUCAUAAUCUUACCAUCUGUAAGAAAACAUGGCGCAUCUGUUAAUUGUACAUGAAUUGUGUAUCAUUGUAUAUAAGUGAUGCCACUAACUGGAUGUUCAUGUACUCCUGUGGAUGUGGACUGAAACUGGCUUGUGGAUUAGGUGGUGUAUGUGUAAAAUAUAUAACUUUGUAAAUAAAUUAUUUUAAAAGUAAAGAUCACAAAGAUUGACUCCAUCCUUCAGUUCUUCUGCCUUUCGAAUGAGAGUCUGCUCAUGAACAGAAAACCAAUGUACCAUGUUUUCCACACCUGUACCCAGUGUGGAUUGUCAGAGCCUUCACUAUUAUAUCUCUGUGAUCUUAGAUCUAUCUUGUAUCGGGCAGGUGACUUAGUCAUUUUCCAUCAUGCUAAAUAUCUUUAUUUCACCCCUCAAUGUUUAUCCCAUCAAAUACUUCAGCCUUCUCCUUUAUCUACAAGAUUAUGAAGUCUACUUUGAACCUUUUAUGAAAACAGAAGGAAAGCAUCCUUUAAAAACCAUGCUGAUAUCUCGCUCCUCAACAUACAAGUUACUUCCCUGUUAUUGAAUUAGUACACCUGUUUCCUUAGUUUCCGUCUUUCUCUUCAUGUAGUUAUAAAUGUUUUGGGGUUUUCCUUGCUUUUAUUUGCCAGUACGUUCUUAUUUCUCCCUCUUUGCUUUCCUAAUAUUCUUUUUACAGGUCAGAUUGUGAACAAGUUUCACGUUUCCUGUGUAUUGGUGGAUUGUGGAGAUAAUGACGAGCCCUUCCACUAUUUCCAUCUAUGCUUCCCUUUUGCAACCUGGGGUGCAAGCCAUCCGACAUAAAACAUAUCCAGCCUUGGCAAUAGCCACCCUUUGCAGUAAAUUACGCCUGUCAAUUUUCAUCCCAACAAUUACCCCUUUCAUCUACCGCUAUUGACAUUUUGUCAGUAUCCUCUUUGUAUCGGUGUUUAAGGGUAUUGUGCACGUAUCAGAUCCCCUCAAUUCUAUGUGUUGACUAAAACAUUAUUUCAGUCAAUAUUUCAGCAAUUUUAAAUACCCCAUUAUUGCCAUUUUAUAGUUCUCUCAUAUGUCUGUGAUUUCCCUGCAAUUUGUCUUUCAUGAAUUAGAGGCCUAUAGAAUACUAUCGCUAAUGUGAUCAUAUCCUUUCUGUUUCUGAUUCCUACCGUAUUCUGUCUUUGCCUCCACCUGGACAUUCUCUCCCCCCAUCAUUUCAUUUGUCAUUGAGCUGCUGAAGUUAUUUGGGUUCGACCUGAAAAUUAUCUAGCCUGAAUUUUAAAAGUCAUGAUUUCUGCAUGCUGUUUCACUGAUCUCGAAGUAACGUGCAUUCCCCAGUUUGUAAAAUGUGACCCUAUGACAGAUUUCAGUUGGUCCCUUGAAACGACUGUGGUUCAAUUGUGUCUGAAUAUCUUAGGAAUUUACAGCAUCUAACAAACCCCUUCAAUAAGCUUUCCCUUAGUCACAAUUCCAAAUGUUGGUACUUUGAUUGCAUUUUGCCUGAUUUGUUUUGCUUUUUCAAUCUUUUAAACUUUGCGGAGCACAACGGUCAGAAUAACUGAUGCGGUAUUAUUUUAUGUUCUAAUUGUUACUGUGGGAGCAAGCCCCCUUUCCCCUUGCCAGGUUUUGUGGAGGUGGGGCUGACUUUCUUCUACCUCCAAUGAGUGAUAUGAUACAUACAGAGGAAACAUGGUGUUUCAUGUGAUUGUAUUGUGGAAUGCAGUUCUGUUCUGAGUUGCCAUACUGUGUAAAUAGAAAAAAAAGUAAAGACAAAAACCGAUGUACAGCCUUGCAAUGCAAGGUGCAAACAAUUCUGUAUAUGGCGUACUUGUGUAAGAGUUUGUAAAUUCAUUAGAAAAGAGGUAGGCAGCAUUUUGAGCUGUUCCUCAUAGUGUAUAUCAUAACUUUAAUCUAAUUCAAAGGAACUGGGGCUAUGAUUUUAGUAUAUUGUAUUUAUUUGGGAGUGAAAAUCCAUUUUAUUAAAUAAUGUGAAACACAGAAAAAAGGUCUAUUAUAAUACUGAUGUGAUCCUGGUAGCCUUGUUAAAUAAACUGAUUUAAUAAAUUGCACUAA
Molecule: messenger RNA, 6293 nt
Organism: Rhincodon typus (whale shark)
Lineage: Eukaryota; Metazoa; Chordata; Chondrichthyes; Orectolobiformes; Rhincodontidae
Gene: golga2
Product: golgin A2
Exons: 15
Biological process (GO): Golgi organization
Cellular component (GO): Golgi apparatus; Golgi cis cisterna; Golgi cisterna membrane
Molecular function (GO): protein binding
Source: RefSeq, a predicted model, not a curated record